AUGUUCACCGCCAAACCUGUCAGUAGAUUCCUCGUGCGUCAUCCGAUGAUGAUGAACAAGAUGGGAAAGCAAUGUAUCUCAGAAAUGAUGAAACAACAACAACAACAACAUGCCAAGUUUUCGACCAACAUGAUUUCAUCCUUCCUUUCGGACUCUGCUGACAUCGAGGCCAUCGACAAACAUACCAGAAUUCAAGCAUUCAAAGAUUUUCUCAACAAGGAUAACAAAAUUUCUAUAACCAAAGAAGAAUUCCUUCGUUUGGCUCAAGAAAAGAUUAAAAUUUCUAGGGAAGAAGCUGAAACAUUGUUGCAACAAUUUGGUUCUGCUGCUGAUGUAUUACUAUUGCCUGAAAAUGAAACUUUGAAAGAUCUUGUCAUUCUCAAGCCAAAUCUCAUUACCAAUAGACUUUUACAACAUCUGAACGCUGACAUUGUUGAACAAGAAGUCGAAAUGAGAAAAGACCGGUUAUUACAAUUGGAGAAGGAACUUAUUCCUCUUCGUCGUGUGAAGGAAGAUUGUGAUAAGUUGGCUGCAAAAUCUGUCAAUAGAUUAUUGUGGGGAGGAUUUGUCUAUUUAGUUACACAAGCAUCAAUUUUGGCUAAAAUGACUUGGAUUGAUUAUGGUUGGGACGUAGUAGAACCUAUCACUUAUUUUGUGACAUUCUCAACAGCUACUCUCGGUUACAUUUACUUUAAUUUCUUGAAACGUGAUUAUUCCUAUGAGCAUGCUACUGAAAUUUUGUUGCAUAAGAAACGUUUGAAGUUUUACAAGCAAGUUAACUUUAAUUUUGAAAAGUAUCAAGAACUAGUUAAGGAAUACAAUUUUAUUGUUUCACAAAUUGAGGCCAAUAUCAAACUCGUUUACGGAACUGUGCCACUCAAAUGUGAAGAAUUGUUACACGCCAUCAAGGAACAAGCUUUGAAGGAAUAUCAAGAGGGAAAACAAUCAUCAUUGUAA
Naegleria fowleri is the source of this 957-nucleotide messenger RNA. RefSeq lists its product as uncharacterized. Gene Ontology annotation, cellular component: mitochondrial inner membrane; uniplex complex. The record is from RefSeq and is a predicted model, not a curated record. Gene Ontology annotation, molecular function: calcium channel activity; uniporter activity. Gene Ontology annotation, biological process: mitochondrial calcium ion homeostasis; calcium import into the mitochondrion. NCBI's taxonomy places the organism in Eukaryota, Heterolobosea, Eutetramitea, Acrasida, Naegleriidae. The transcript has 2 exons. The coding region runs from base 1 to 957 and encodes 318 amino acids.